CAGACUGUCUGAGGAGAGAGGGGGAAAGGAGACAGAAUGAAAGAAAGGAGAAAGCGAAGGAGAGAGAGCAGUAUAUUAUGAAAGACACCGAGUAGACUUAUCGUACCAACGCCUCUCUGUCUGCAGUCAGUCGAAGACGAAGAAAAAGAGGAAGGGGGGAAACCCGUUGUAGGGCGACCUCUGAGCGCAUCUUACGCCCUGCAUCUCACUAACACACACGCAGUGAAGACUUGUGUCACGGGACUAAAACGCCUGUGUAACUUGGAACACUGUGCCCGAGAGUUGCCGUGGGUGGAAAUGAACUCUGAAGGUGGGCUUCGUGUCGGCGCAUUCACCGUAAGAAUCGGCGCUUCUGCUCAUCACCAGUCCACAUGAGAAGUUUGACAGGAGCAGGUUGAAGGGAGUCUACCAGUGCUUCCGAUAGGCUGUUCACUUUGCAGGCUGCAGCUCGCGGUCGGAACUCGACCACUGCUCCACAGGACACUGAGGGUUGCAUGCCUCAGUGCCAAGAAAUUGCAAUACGUGGGAGACCUCUGCUAAGAAGAAAUACAUUUGUGGAGGAUGGAGGAGAGAACUGAGGAAGGACACACACAGGAGAACGGAGGCAGUGAUUGUGCAGCCAGACAGCCUCGCACCUCUCCCUGCACCAGUCUGAGGAUGUUUCUGGUGGCAUUGUCCUUUGCCUACUUCGCAAAGGCUCUGUCGGGGAGCUACAUGAAGAGCACAAUAACCCAGCUCGAGAGGCGCUUUGACAUCCCUAGUUACCUAAUAGGUGUCAUUGACGGGAGCUUCGAGAUAGGCAACUUGCUGGUGAUAGCUUUUGUCAGUUACUUUGGAGCCAAACUCCACAGGCCAAAGAUCAUUGCAGUGGGCUGUGUAUUGAUGUCCAUCGGCACCUUCAUCAUAGCUCUGCCUCAUUUCAUCAUUGGUCGCUAUGAGUUUGAGACAUCAGUGCGGUGGGUAGUGAACUCAACUCUUAACCCCUCUCCGUGUCGGCCAGACUCACUAGCAAACCUGACAGAAGACGGUACACUACCUCAAGUGCCAGCCUCAGGUUGUGAAGGCGAGUCCAACCUGUCCAUGUGGAUCUAUGUGCUCCUUGGAAAUGUUUUACGCGGGAUUGGAGAGACACCUGUUCAGCCUCUGGGAAUCUCGUAUAUAGAUGAUUUUGCCACUGAGGAGAAUGCUGCACUUUAUGUUGGUUGUGUGCAGACCAUUUCAGUGGUUGGCCCUGUGUUUGGUUAUCUAUUGGGCUCCCUUUGUGCCAAAAUCUAUGUGGACAUUGGAUUUGUAAAAAUGGAGACCAUCACCAUUACCCCAUCAGAUUCCCGCUGGGUGGGGGCCUGGUGGCUGGGUUACCUCAUAGCUGGGGUUAUCACCCUUCUUUCUGCUAUCCCAUUCUGGUUUCUGCCCCGCUCACUACCCGUGCCCAGGCCAGAGGUCCCAGAGAAGUGCACACCAGAGCAGACGAGUUUCAUCAAAGGCUCUCCCCUUCUGAAGCACAAGUACUCAGCAGAUGAACACACUAGCUUUAUAGAGAUGGCCAAAGACUUCAUUCCAACCCUGCGAACGCUGCUGGCACACCCAGUCUAUCUGGUCUACCUGUGCGUGACAAUCAUUCAGCUGAACUCUCUCAUCGGCAUGGUCACUUACAAGCCCAAAUACAUUGAGCAGCACUUCAGACAAUCAGCUUCAAAGGCCAACUUUCUGAUGGGUGUGAUAAAUAUCCCAGCUGUGGCACUGGGGAUGUUUUCUGGAGGUCUGCUGAUGAAGAGGCUGAAGCUGAACAUCAUGGGAGCAGCCAAGUUCGCCUUUGGCACAUCCCUUAUAGGUUACAUCCUGUCACUUUUCUUCUUCGCAAUGAGUUGUGAGAAUGCCAAGGUGGCCGGGGUGACACUUUCAUAUGACAACAUCGAAAAGAUAUCGUAUGAUAAGCACCCGCUCUUCACAGACUGCAACUCAAAGUGCGUUUGUUCAUCGAGCGACUGGGACCCAGUCUGCGGCGAGAACGGCAUCACAUAUGUUUCUCCAUGUCUGGCUGGCUGCAUCACCUCUGCUGGCUCAGGAAAAAACACAGUCUUCUCUAACUGUUCCUGUGUCGGUGUGGCUGGUAACUUUACGGCCAGUACAGGUCACUGCCCUCAAAAGGACGACUGUGACAGGAUGUUCCCAUACUUCCUGGCUCUCUCUGUCAUCACUUCCUUUAUCAUCUCUCUUGGGGGGACACCAGGAUACAUGCUUCUUAUCAGGUGCAUCAAACCACAGCUGAAAUCUUUGGCCCUGGGUUUCCACGCACUGGCAACACGGACCCUUGCAGGGAUCCCAGCACCCAUUUACUUUGGAGCCAUCAUUGACACCACAUGUCUAAAAUGGGGUCAGAAAAGGUGUGGGGGCAUAGGAGCCUGUCGAAUCUACAACACCACCGCCUACAGAAUAGCAUACCUGGGCCUGACUCUAAGCCUGCGGACUAUCUCCUUUAUUAUUUGCAUCCCGGGCUUCAUCCUGCUCAGUCGACAGCUGAAGGAGGAGGAACGAAGCGCCAUCCACGGAGCUCUGAGGAACGGUGGAACCGAACUGGAGGUGCUCAGGAAGGAAGAGUUGGUUAUUUCUAAUUCUGACCAGCCACACCACCCAUCAGAGAACAGCACAGAUAGGCAGACACGACUUUGACAGAGCCAGCAGAGCUGACGGCCGCAUAUAUACCCACAGUAUGUCCAGAGCGCCGUUGCACACAUGCACGCUCGCUCACAUGAAAACAAGAUUUGCAGGGAAUCACUUGUUGUCCAGUCAUCUCAUGUAAAACAGAAAUUCUAUAUUUGUACUGCUGGAUGUGUAAAGGCUUUGUAAAUCUGACAGAAAUUUGAUAUGACUGAAAUAUUUCUUGAAUGUACAUGCUGUUUUUCCUUUAAAGAAAAAAAAAUACAAACACGAUAUUUUUGAGUUGAAGAAAAUAUCAGUUAGGAAAUGUGACUUGUACAGACUACUGCAAAACAGUACUAUUUUAAACACCAGCAUUUCAAAAGCUGCCUCUUUAAGAUCUUUCUUUCAAAGUUAUUCCAGCUGACAGUAGUGUUACAGAACUGAAGAGGUAAAGUGGCCUUAUAAACCAGAGGCACAACAGCAAACUGAUAUAUCCUAAAAAGAAAAAUCUGGCCUUUAAAGACCUGAGAUAUUUUUUUCUCCUUUAAAUGAGUUGUAGAAUUGCUCGUUUCAGUAACACUUGGAGGAUAUUGAUAUGAUGUUUCGGUAUGUGCCUCAUUCACUCAACUGUUACCUCUUAAUGUGUGUUUCAGAGAUCUUUAAAAAACAAUUUCAUUUUACUUUUAAAUUUCAGAUCAUCGGCUCUUUACUCGUUUAGGAAAGAACGAUUGAUUUUUGCUUUUUACUUAAAGCCCAAAGUUGUGAGUGUAUAGCAGUUUGUUGUUUUUGUGCUUUCUGGAUAUGAACUUUGGGUCCGUUGAUAUUCAUAAUCACUAGAAAUGGGAAUUGUAUUUUAGUGAAAUCUGCUUCAGCAAACAGCUCUGCUUUUGUCAAACUCUAGAGCCAUGACACUUACCUCUGAGUGGUGCAAAUGUUUUAGUUUCACACACACAACUGACUAAAGCUGUUAAUAGCUGGUAUCAGAUCAAAUUUGCAUCUUAAACUUCUCAGUUGGGCUCCCCAGGCUCUGGUUGUCGUGCCUUGGAUAAGGCAGAGAUUGUAUUGUUGCAACACUGAUAAAGUACUUACUGUAAAAAAAAAAAGGAGAAGAAGAAGAAAACACUGUGUGUGAUUGUUGUUGCUGAUAUGUAAAAGUUCUGUUUCCAUCGUCAUGCGUUUCACUGGUUGGUGUUUCUACCUUUGUAUUCUUUAUGUGUGUCUUUAUGCCAAUGUCACAAUUUUAUCUCCCCUUUCUUCUCUUAAACAUUAACCCCAUUUUUGUAAAAUCUGACAGUGAUUUCUCAGUUGUAUGAAUCGAGUAUGUAGCAUUUUUUAAAUUUUAUACAACUUUUUUUUUAAAGAACUCUUUUUAUCCCAGUCUGUCACUGAAAUCCUGGACAUUAUUUUUUUAGCAUUUUCUUUCAUUGAGAGCAAAUGAUCAGAUAUCUGACUGCUUAAACUAGAGCUCUGUUCAGGGAUCUGAUGAAAUUAUCUGAGGGUACACUAGCUGCUCUGAUGUGAUGUUUUGCAAUGACUGAUGAAGUCGUGAUCUCUGGAAUGCAUUCAAAUUCAUGCCCAAAGUAUUGAUAUGGUUGAAAGUCGAGUACCGAUUAUUGAGACUCAUCGCAACACUUUUCUUUAGUGCAGCAGUGUACGAGUGUACACUGCUGCCAAUCUCUAUGAUUCAGAAAACAGUUUCCUUCGACCACCCAUUUGUGUAAUACCAGACGCCCUUAAUAUGUACAUCAGCAGAAAGACUAAAUUAGCCCAGUUAAAAAUUCAAAACGUGGUAAAGGAUUUGACAGACUUUUUAAUACAGACACACUUUCCCGGAGUGUUAUUUUCUUCGGACAGUUGCAACAGCAGUAAGUGGAUCAGACAGUUUCAGUUCAAGCCCGUAGAGACUGUUUGAUGUGAGAUUAUUUUCGAGUCUGUAGUUCUCUACUUUCAGCAAAUGAUAAAGCUUAGGGUGCAUCCUACCACUGACACUAAAGUGUAUUCAGAAGUAUUGAUAAUGCAAACCCCUCCCCCUGCCCCCCAACACACACACACACACACAAAUAAAAUACAUAAAUACAAAUAUAUAUUUAUACACAUAUGUCCCUACAUGAUUGUAUAUUUUCAUGACAAAAAGCAUCAUCUGACCUGUUAUUACAAGUGACAAAAACUUGCCUCAACAUCACAUGUUGUGGUAUUUGUCACUUUCAACGGGAGCUGUGUGUUUUAAGUAAUAUGCUGGUUUCAUAGUUUAUAAUAUUUAUAGAUAAUAUUUAUAGUAGCAUAAACUCUAUUGAAAAUGAACACUAUUUACCAUGUAGCUUUUGUAUUGCUGUUCUGCUGUGGGCUAUCAGCAUCUCAUCGCUGAUGAGAACCUGUAAUCUAAAUAUGGCUUCUGGUUUGGUAGCUUAGGGGACCUUAACUGAAAGUAUUUGCUUGAUUUGUGGAUGGAUGAAAUUUGGCAAAAUUGGGUUUUAAAAACAUGUUAAACUGCGUCCUUUAAAAACAACGUGUGGAUUGAAGGAGGAUUUCUUGCAUUGCACUGCUGUUAGGAAUAUUCUGAAGUUUCCUGCAACUUUCCACUCAAGUGCCAAAUCAGAUUUAGUCAGUCCCAUUUUUUUAUUUUUAGAUAUCAGGGUGAAGUGAUAUUGCUCCAGUAACAGAAUGUUCAGUGUGACUCAAAAAAGGCAUUCAAUUUAAUUUUGCAGUCACCAGUUUUAUUUCAAGGUCAUGAAUUCACGUUUUUCAAAGGAGCUGUGGACCCACAACACAUGUACUAUUUGGGUAAGUUGCAGCAUGAGGUGACUGUGUCAUCUUCAGGUUCAGUUUCAGGCUGACAAACUCAGAACGGUGUAGAGAAAGAAAGUCAUUAUCUCAAUAAUGUAAGGUCUUUGCUUGCAUUAAAGAAAUCAGAAUGUAAAUAAUUUUCUUGGAUUAUUUUUGUAAAAUUUCAAGGAAUAUCUUAAAUGAAAUAUUAAAAUAAAGAAUUUUAAUACCCAAUCACAUUAUGGGUUUUUUGUGAUUUGUUUCACUAGCUGGGAAAAUGAAAAAAGAAAAAAAAAUGGUUGUAGUGCAGGAGGCACACGGACCAGAAGGGAAGUGUGGUCCUGCUCCUGAAAUUCAGAUAAAUGAUUAACAGAGUUUGUGUUAAGAAGUCAAAACAAAGCGCAGGAAAAAAAUAACCUUUAUUAAAGAAAAUUCUGCUUUCUACAUCCACUGGAAAGGCACUUAAAUCUGAUUUUUACGUCCAAACAGCAGAGCGCAACAUGAACAUGUAUUUAUAUUACCGGGAAAAUGAACAAUGGUAAAUCACUAAUAAAAAGCAAACAUUUAAAUAUGUGGUGAUGACAAUCGCAGGUCCUGUUUCACAGUGACAUGGAUUUGUUUUGUUUGGAUAAUUAAAAGAUACACAAAAAAUAUAUAUAACAAAACAAAGACAAUCUUUUUUUGUGACAUAAAAUAU
Molecule: messenger RNA, 6100 nt
Organism: Haplochromis burtoni (Burton's mouthbrooder)
Lineage: Eukaryota; Metazoa; Chordata; Actinopteri; Cichliformes; Cichlidae
Product: solute carrier organic anion transporter family member 1C1
Exons: 15
Coding region: 562-2670 (702 amino acids)
Biological process (GO): sodium-independent organic anion transport; transmembrane transport
Cellular component (GO): membrane
Molecular function (GO): protein binding
Source: RefSeq, a predicted model, not a curated record